CCUCUCUAACGCUUGCUCUCAUUCCUGGAUCAUCUAAAUUGCUGUGGGAUCAUCGGAAAAAGGAAGUCGCCAAGAAUAGAAUACGGUAAUGACCGGUCACAGAGCAUCCCAAACAGCGCGACCGCAGCGUCAAACUUCCACCACGAGAAGACAAGGAAAAGCACCCUGAAGAUCCGGCUGAAAGCGAGAAUCUGAAGCUGGGGACAGGGGGACCGCAUGAGACCGCCGCCAAUUCCCGCCAUUGAAAUCCCCAAUGACCUCAACCGUUAUGGCUGUCCGGUCUUCGCUGCGCGUUUCUGUGCGACAAGAACAACCCAACGACGAACACAAUCGACCGUCUCCAUCGAAGCGCCCUCGCCUGAAUACUCCUUCUCGUCGACGCAAGAGCUCCCCCGAUCUCCUCGACACGACCUCCGUUGAUAGUCCAUCCAAGACCACUCCCAAGAAUGAUGUCGCCCACAUCCGGUGCGCCCCCUCUUCACUUCCGCGCCGCUCCUCUGCGCGCCGACCGCUUCUCUCACCCUCCUCUCAGCAUCACCCGACUUCCGACACCCCACACGCGACACAUCUCCGACUUCACCGCAAUGAGACCCCCGCCACCGCCCCUGCGACCUUCCUUUCGCGUGAAUCUCCUGAUCCCUUAGAUACAAUCUCUCCCACGAUCACGGACGGUAAACAUCGUACUGUGAAAACCCCCUCCACCCCUUCAACUCGCCGACGCCGUGUUACCGAUACCGAAACGCCUCUUCCGGAGUCAACCACACAAAGUCGAGCCCAGGGGGCCUCCCAGCCCGCGGAGUCACUCAGCGACAGCAUUGCGACUCCGUUGCAACCCCCUGCACCAGCGCAGACCACCCCCGCCGUACGGGAGCGUCGGUCGCUUCGCUCUCACGAUGGGGGUUCCAGAGCGAGAAGCGAGCUAGCCCUGUAUUUCCCCAACUACGAACAAUUGCUAAGCUUAGAGCCGCCGAAGGCCGAGUUCCUCGCCGCCCAUACUGCCAUACAAUUGAUCGAUGAUCGUCCUAAAUCUAUUUUCUCAUCAGAUCUCACCGUACCCGACACAGACACCCCGUUCGGAAAUCCACUACUCCAGCUACACAACUGCGAGUCGAUCACUCUCCCAGAGCCACAACCAGGCGAUACGCCUGGAGAGGACCCGUUGAAUGAAGGUGCAUUUUUCAAGGCCCACCGUCGAAACGAACGGCAAGAGAAGCAGCUACGGAACAUUGAGCGCGAACGAGCCCAACAUGAGAAACAGCAGCUGGAUCGUCUACUGGACGAGCUACAGGGCCACGACUGGCUGCGCGUUAUGGGAAUCACUGGUUUAUUAACCGACCAGGAGAAGAAACAAUACGAACCGAAGCGAGACUACUUCAUUAAGGAAAUCUCCGCAUUAAUCCAGAAAUUCAAAAUCUGGAAAGAAGAAGAGAAGCGACGUAAGGUUGAAAAGGAGAAGGCUGCCGCUGUCGCGGCGACCACAGAAGCCGAGGAAACCACUACAUCACAACAACAACUCACGGAACGUCAGUCCCCUGCCAUUCCGGACUCCGAAGCGGAGGACUCCCCCAGUGCCGCGCUAUCAGAUGUCCCAAGCUACAGCGAGCCCCCGGACAUCAACGAUGUGGACGCCUGGGCUGCACGUCAAUUACUUCAGGAGGCCCGCUCCGCAACGGCAGGGAAGAAACCUAAGUCAGCGGCACUAGAGGGCCGGAAGAAGUCUAAGCCUAUUGAACCUGAACUGUUGCAACACCCACCUCCUCCCCCGGACGAUAAGAAGCCGUUUACCUCGUUCUACGCCAAGCGCCAUCUGCGAGAUACGGCGCUGUCGGCGCAUAGGAAAGGCCGGAUCCGUUUCGCCUUCGGCUAUCCGGUUCCUGAGAUGGAGGAGAAGGAGUUCGACUUACCGCUAGAGAUACUGACGCCUGAGGCGAUCGACUCCUGUCGACGGAAACGGAGGCGCAUGAAGCGGGCUAGUCGGGGUUCGGAAUAGAGUGUUGAUUGAUGUAUUAUCAGAGAUUAAUUGCAUUCGAGAGUUUGCAUCGUUA
This is a messenger RNA of Aspergillus alliaceus, 2045 nucleotides long. RefSeq names its product acetyltransferase SAS4-like domain-containing protein. Lineage: Eukaryota; Fungi; Ascomycota; Eurotiomycetes; Eurotiales; Aspergillaceae. The transcript is spliced from 2 exons. Gene Ontology annotation, cellular component: SAS acetyltransferase complex. Bases 254 to 1990 code for a protein of 578 amino acids. The record is from RefSeq and is a predicted model, not a curated record. Gene Ontology annotation, molecular function: histone acetyltransferase activity.